UUCCCUUCUCAUGUAUCACUUUGGGCAGGCUUACUUCUGCUCUGCAUGCGAUCAAACCUCUGCUGCAAGCCCGGGAAGCCUUGGUGUUUCCUCACCUGGAAUCUGGCAUCUCCAUCUGACACCUGCUUUAACCUGAGUGCCGACUCUCUGGCAUCCUUCCUCACGUUGCUGCACAGUUAAAACCCAAACAUUUGGAGAACCUUUUAGAUGCUCCUAGACACGCGUGGCACAGAAUGGGGCGGGGGUGUGGAAAAGCAGGGAAUCCAGUCCACUCUAGAAUGCUGCAUAUUUGCAUGCCUAGAAAUCCUUCUCACUUUGAUCACCUUGGAAUUUUAGUAUUGGCUUGGAAGACGGCUGACUCUCUAGAAGACACCUUUUAAAAACGGCUUUUACAAGCCAAGCAGGAAAAGAGAAAAAAAUAGGGCCAGCGUUUUUAAGACUACGUUUACACCAAUAAUAUUAAUGCACGGGGCAGUGGCUAGUUGGAAAGGGGCUGGCAGACGAGGGACUACUUCCCCUUUGAAAGCAGGGGUGCAAGGAACCCACCAGCCUCCCCUGCCCCAGCACCAGCGGAAAUCAGUCGCCGGUUUAAAGCUGGCUUGUUGUUUGAUGUGCUGGCCUAUGGGGAGGGGAGCCAUAUUCUGGUUUGCUUUUUCCGUUUUUCUACUGAAGUGAUGGGAAAGGGCAAGCUCCAAGCCCCACGGCUGUUUCUCGGGAGACGGGCGUUUCUGGGUAGUGUCUGAAGGGUCUCGGCGUGGCUGGCAUUUUAACCCUUCAUUUUCUUUCUUGGACCCACGAUACAGCGUCGGCGGAGAUGAGAGCGUCAGCACCGUUACCACCCUGGCGAGGAUUUACCUGUCCAGGCCAGGAGGCUGGUGGACCUGAUGAAGAAUGACACGAGGAUACACUUUCAGGAAGAUUGGAAGAUAAUUACCCUGUUUAUAGGCGGCAAUGACCUCUGUGAUUUCUGCAGUGAUCCGGUCCACUAUUCUCCCCAGAACUUCACAGACAACAUUGGGAAGGCCCUGGACAUCCUCCACGCCGAGGUUCCUCGGGCAUUUGUGAACCUGGUGACGGUGCUUGAGAUCGUCAACCUGAGAGAGCUGUACCAGGAGAAGAAAGUCUACUGCCCAAGGAUGAUCCUCAGGUCUCUGUGUCCCUGUGUCCUGAAGUUUGAUGAUAACUCAACAGAACUUGCCACGCUCAUCGAAUUCAACAAGAAGUUUCAGGAGAAGACCCACCAACUGAUUGAGAGUGGGCGAUAUGACACAAGGGAAGAUUUUACAGUAGUCGUGCAGCCAUUCUUUGAAAACGUGGACUUGCCAAAGACCUCGGAAGGAUUGCCUGACAACUCUUUCUUUGCGCCUGACUGUUUCCACUUCAGCAGCAAGUCUCACUCCCGUGCAGCCAGUGCCCUCUGGAACAAUAUGCUGGAGCCUGUUGGCCAGAAGACGACACGUCAUAAGUUUGAAAACGAGAUCAAUAUCACAUGUCCGAACCAGGUCCAGCCAUUUCUGAGGACCUACAAGAACAGUGUGCAGGGUCAUGGGACCUGGCUGCCAUGCAGGGACAGAGCCCCUUCUGCCUCGCCCCCUACCUCAGUGCAUGCUCUGAGACCUGCAGACAUCCAAGUUGUGGCUGCUCUGGGGGAUUCUUUGACCGCUGGCAAUGGAAUUGGCUCCAAACCAGACGACCUCCCCGAUGUCACCACACAGUAUCGGGGACUGUCAUACAGUUCAGGAGGGGACGGCUUCCUGGAGAAUGUGACCACCUUACCUAAUAUCCUUCGGGAGUUUAACAGAAACCUCACAGGCUACGCCGUGGGCACGGGUGACGCCAGUGACAUGAAUGCAUUCCUCAAUCAAGCUGUUCCUGGAGCAAAGGCUGAGGAUCUUAUGAGCCAAGUCCAAACUCUGAUGCAGAAGAUGAAAGAUGACCAUAGAGUAAAUUUCCAUGAAGAUUGGAAGGUCAUCACAGUGCUGAUUGGAGGCAGAGAUUUAUGUGACUACUGCACGGAUUCGAAUCUGUAUUCUGCAGCCAACUUUGUUGACCAUCUCCGCGAUGCCUUGGAUGUCCUACAUAGAGAGGUGCCCAGAGCCCUGGUCAACCUCGUGGAUUUCUUGAACCCCAGUGUCAUGCGGCAGGUGUUCCUGGGAAACCCGGACAAGUGCCCAGUGCAGCAGGCCAGCGUUUUGUGUAACUGCGUUCUGACCCUGCGGGAGAACUCCCGAGAGCUGGCCAGGCUGGGGUCCUUCAGCCGAGCCUACCAGAGCAGCAUGCGUGAGCUGGUGGAGUCAGGCCGCUAUGACACACGGGAGGACUUUUCGGUGGUGCUGCAGCCCUUCUUCCAGAACGUCCAGCUCCCUGUCCUGGCGGAUGGGCUCCCAGAUACGUCCUUCUUCGCCCCAGACUGCAUCCACCCAAGUCAGAAAUUCCACUCCCAGCUCGCCAGAGCCCUUUGGGCCAAUAUGCUUGAACCACUUGGAAGCAAAACAGAGACCCUGGACCUGAGAGCAGAGAUCCCCAUCACCUGCCCCACUCAGAAGGAGCCCUUCCUGAGAACCCCUCGGAACAGUAACUACACAUACCCCACCAAGCCAGCCACUGAGAACUGGGGCAGUGACUUCGUGUGUACAGAGUGGAAGGCUUCCAAUAGUGUUCCAACCUCUGUCCACCAGCUCCAACCAGCAGACAUCAAAGUGGUGGCCGCCCUGGGUGACUCUCUGACUACAGCAGUGGGAGCUCGACCAAACAACUCCAGUGAGGGGUCUCUACCCACAUCUUGGAGGGGUCUGUCUUGGAGCAUCGGAGGGGAUGGGAACUUGGAGACUCACACCACACUGCCCAACAUUCUGAAGAAGUUCAACCCUUACCUUCUUGGCUUCUCUACCGGCACCUGGGAGGGGACAGCAGGACUAAAUGUGGCAGCAGAAGGGGCCAGAGCUAGGGACAUGCCAGCCCAGGCCUGGGACCUGGUAGAGCGAAUGAAAAACAGCCCCGACAUCAACCUGGAGAAAGACUGGAAGCUGGUCACACUCUUCAUUGGGGGCAAUGACUUGUGCCAUUACUGUGAGAAUCCGGAGGCCCACUUGGCCACGGAGUAUGUUCAGCACAUCCAACAGGCCCUGGACAUCCUCUCUCAGGAGCUGCCAAGGGCUUUCGUCAACGUGGUGGAGGUCAUGGAGCUGGCCAGCCUGUACCAGGGCCAAGGCGGGAAAUGUGCCAUGCUGCCAGCUCAGAACAACUGCACUUGCCUCAGACACUCUCAAAGCUCCCUGGAGAAGCAAGAACUGAAGAAAGUGAACUGGAACCUCCAAAAUGGCAUCUCCAGUUUCUCCUACUGGCACCAAUACACACAGCGUGAGGACUUCACAGUUGUGGUCCAGCCUUUCUUCCAAAACACACUCAUACCACUGAACGAGAGAGGGGACACUGACCUCACCUUCUUCUCCGAGGACUGUUUUCACUUCUCAGACCGUGGACAUGCCGAGAUGGCCAUUGCGCUCUGGAACAACAUGCUGGAACCAGUGGGCCGCAAGACUACCUCCAACAACUUCACCCACAGCCGAGCCAAACUCAAGUGCCCCUCUCCUGAGAGCCCUUACCUCUACACCCUGCGGAAUAGCCAGCUGCUCCCAGACCAGGCUGAAGAAGCCCCCAAUGUGCUCUACUGGGCUGUGCCAGUGGCGGCAGGAGUCGGCCUUGUGGUCGGCGUCAUCGGGACAGUGGUCUGGAGGUGCAGAAGAGGUGGCCGGAGGGAAGAUCCUCCAAUGAGCCUGCGCACUGUGGCCCUCUAGGCCCAGGGGUGGGUCCUCCCCAGCCACUGUCCUUACUGCCCCCGCCCCAGCCACUCCCAGCCACCAGGACAUGCUUCAACACCUGGUGCCAUAGGAAGCCCAGGGGAUAGUCACAGCUUCUCGGGGCCUGGGCUUCUUCCAGGCCUAUGCUCCUGGAAGGGGUACAUUUAAAUAAAGUUCAAAGCUGUUUUAUUCCUGGGUUUGCCUGUGUGAAGCACUUGCCUUUCAUCUCUUGUGCAGCCCAGGUGUGGGAACUGCCGCCUUUCGUGGCCUGCCUCCGGCAGGGCUGCCCAAGCCACGGCCAGUCAGAGCCCAAACUGCCUGCCACCACGAGCAUAUCCUCAAAUCACCAAACUCACUAUUUCAAAGGCAGAAAAAACACUGGUCACCAGGGGGUGGCUGGAAUUUUGGAGCUGGCUGGCCACCAUUCAGUCCAAUCCAACACAUACUUAUUAAGCAACUGUUUUGUGUCCAGGACAACGCGGAGCACUGAGGUGCCCCCUAAGCUGUGCAUGUCACAGCCUGGCCGAGAAGUCAAACUCCUUCAGUAACCAAGAAGCCAUGCAAUGAUGUGUAACUACUAGGGCAUCAGUAGGUCAAUGUGUCUCUUUGUUUUAAAGAAUAGAAAGGGUUCUUCGGGGACAGUUUCUUGGGAGAGCGCAGCUUUCACAUGUCAUUUUGAGAAAAAGGAAAAAAAAAAAUGAUUGAGACACAAA
Chlorocebus sabaeus (green monkey) is the source of this 4513-nucleotide messenger RNA. The record is from RefSeq and is a predicted model, not a curated record. NCBI's taxonomy places the organism in Eukaryota, Metazoa, Chordata, Mammalia, Primates, Cercopithecidae.